UUUGCUGCUACAAAUACUACAAUACUUAAAACAUGGAACAUUUUGCCAAAGAAAAUGGAAGAAGAAGGAAUUUACUAUUUUGCACUUUGUGGUUAAGUAUGGCACUUCUCUCAACAAAUUUUAGCAAAAACUGUUUUAAAAUACUGGAAGAUGCAUUUUUGAAGUUGAGUGCCACCUAUACUUCACCUCAAAUUCGAGAUAGACAUGUUUUGAACCCUAAACCCAGGCUGAGAAAUCCAACUUGGUUCAUCAGAAAACAGAGAGCAGAAACAGAUGAGAAACUGACUCCAGAGAAUGAAGGCUUCAUCAAGGAAGUUGUUCAGGACAAAUACAAUCAAACACAACCAGUAGAAGCUAUAUCAAAUGUUGAGUGGACCCCAAACCUACAGAGGACUGGAUUGAUAGCAAGAAAAAUUGGAAUUUAUCCAUUGUGGAAGAAAGAUGGAAAAAAAAUCCAAACUACACUCCUUCAAGUUUUAGAUAAUCAUGUUAUAAGGUACUAUCCUCCUGAAGAGUAUAAUCCUCCAAGAAAAAGGCCUGGCCGAAUUUAUAACAAGAAGGCUUGUCUGCUCAUGGGUGCUGAGGCAGCAGAUCCUUCAACUUUCACUAAAGAAUAUUGUGGUAUUUUCAAACAAUCUGGUGUGAUUCCUAAGAAAACCUUGGGAAGGUUUUUUGUCAGCCCUAAUGCAGCUUUGCCUCUAGGUACUCUUGUAAAUGCUAUGCAUUUCCAAGUGGGAAAUGCUGUUGAUGUCAGGGGAAAAACGACUGAUCGGGGUUUUCAAGGAGUAAUGAAACGGCAUGGAUUCAAAGGUAUGCCGGCUUCACAUGGUGUCACAAAAACUCACCGAAGAGGCGGAAAUAUAGGUGGUGGUGGUGAAAAAGGAAGAGUCUGGCCUGGUACAAAAAUGCCUGGUCACAUGGGCAAUAGAUACAGAGUGGCCAAAGGACUGAAAAUAUUACGAAUCAACACUUCUCAUAAUGUUCUCUAUGUGUCAGGUCAAGCUAUUCCUGGAGAGACCAAUUCCAUCGUUUACAUUUAUGAUACAAAAUUACCAUUACGUAAACCUGUGAAUCCUCUACCUUUGCCAACCUAUUUGGGUGAUGUAGAUGAGAAUGUUCCCGAGAACAUCUAUGAUGAAAGUAUACAUAGUUUUUCUGAUCCCACUGUCGUUUAUGAUGAGAGCAAGUGAAUAUAAAGUGAAUUGUUUUAGAUCAA
This is a messenger RNA of Phaedon cochleariae (mustard beetle), 1216 nucleotides long. NCBI's taxonomy places the organism in Eukaryota, Metazoa, Arthropoda, Insecta, Coleoptera, Chrysomelidae. The record is from the annotation of a GenBank genome assembly.